Passer domesticus (house sparrow) is the source of this 492-nucleotide messenger RNA. RefSeq lists its product as uncharacterized. Lineage: Eukaryota; Metazoa; Chordata; Aves; Passeriformes; Passeridae. The transcript has a single exon. The record is from RefSeq and is a predicted model, not a curated record. The coding region runs from base 1 to 492 and encodes 163 amino acids.
AUGGCGGCCGAGGGGCCGGGCGGGACAGCGAGGGGCUCCGGGGCACCACAGAGCCACCGAGCCCGCACAGCGCCUCACUCAGCCCCCACACGGCCCCCGACCGGCCCGAUCGCCUCACACAGCCAGGGAGGCUGCAACAGACCACAGCGGUCUACCCGCUCCCAUCUCCCCGCUCCAGCAGGGACACCGCACAGGACCGCGUCCGGACCAUUCUGGGAUAUCUCUAGCGAGGGCGAGUGCCCACGCUCCCCGGGCACCCCGUCCCGGCCGCCCGCAGCGGGAGCGCUUUGUGCCCCGAGCCCCUCCCGGCCCCGCUCACCGCGUCCCCUCAGCGCCGCGGUGGAACUUCGCGCCAAAGCGCCAGCGGAGCCCCGCCCCCGGCGGAGCGCGCGCGCGCGGGGCGGGCGGAGGCGCGGCCCCGCCAUGGCCGCGCCGGGGCCCGCGGAGGCGGCGGCGGCUCCGCCCCGCAGGCGGAAGCGGAAGCGGCCCUGA